CGCAAAGUCAACAAGAAAGAAGUCUCUGAUAUACCAAGCCCUUUUCUUGUCUUUAUUGUACUCUUAUUUUCUCUCUCUCUCUAGCAUUGCAAAAAGACUCCCCUAAAGCGGUCAGAAAAUCAUCGUAAUACAAACAAGAAACCAGCCUUUCCUCACCAAACAAUAACCACAAGGAAGCUAAACCCAUUUUGAGCUGUUAAUUGGAUAGUUCAGAGGUUUGAAAUUCGAUGGUUCAGAUACUGGAUUUGGGGAGGUGGAAUCUUGAAUAUUGAAAGCGGAUGGUGGUAAUUUAAUUGAACAAGUUGGAGGCGGUGUGCAUAGUCCUGUUUCUAUGGAUAUGUUUUGCUGUUUUAGUCCUUCCUACUCUCAGCUUGUAGGUGGGCGAUCGUCAUCUAGCUCUGGUAAGGGGAAAAAUCAUGAGGGUUUGAUCAAGUAUGGUUUCAGCCUAGUAAAAGGGAAAGCUAAUCAUCCAAUGGAGGAUUAUCAUGUUGCCAAGUUUGUGCAGAUUCAAGGACAUGAAUUAGGGCUUUUUGCUAUUUAUGAUGGUCAUUUGGGAGACAGUGUGCCUGCAUACCUACAGAAGCAUUUGUUUUCCAAUAUUCUAAAGGAGGAAGAGUUUUGGGUUGACCCCAACAGAUCUAUCUCAAAAGCCUAUGAGAGGACUGACCAGACAAUUCUCUCUAAUAGUUCUGACUUGGGGCGAGGAGGUUCUACAGCUGUGACUGCAAUCUUGAUAAAUGGUAAGAGACUAUGGGUAGCUAAUGUUGGAGAUUCAAGAGCAGUUCUUUCAAGAGGGGGGCAAGCAAGACAAAUGACCACAGAUCAUGAACCCAACACUGAACGAGGCAGCAUAGAGAACAAAGGUGGCUUUGUCUCAAACAUGCCAGGAGAUGUUCCUAGAGUUAAUGGACAGCUGGCAGUUUCUCGUGCUUUUGGAGACAAGAGCCUUAAAUCACAUCUGCGAUCUGAUCCUGACAUACAAGAAACAGACAUAGAUAACAAUACCGAAGUUCUUGUACUUGCAAGCGAUGGUCUUUGGAAGGUUAUGUCAAAUCAAGAGGCUGUUGAUAUUGCAAGGAGGAUCAAAGACCCACUGAAAGCAGCUAAGCAGUUAACAGCAGAGGCAUUAAAAAGAGAAAGUAAAGAUGACAUAUCUUGUGUUGUUGUUAGAUUUAGGGGGUAGAAAUCUUUGAAACAAAUCAUUGUUAUCCAGGUGCCAGGAUAUACCUAUUAUAAGAAGAGUUUCUUUACACCGGUUACCAGUUUGUGGAUCAGACAAAUGGAUAAUACAUACUUGGCUGGGAUACUCCUCGGGUUCUCCAGUGGUUUGGAAUUUGCUGAAGGAAAGAGAAGAUUAGAAAGGAUCCCCCAUUGUAAAAUUAUUUUAUUGAUUAGGUUCUGGUGUUUGAUAUUGUUUGAUUUCCUUGUGGAAGUGGUUUAGAACAUCUGGUGUAUAUUGUCUUCUAUUCUCUGCCCAGAAAACCUUUCAUGUAUCUUUGUUCUGAUGAAGAAUAUGGUCUUGAUUGCGAUUGGAGGAUUUUCA
Messenger RNA from Populus nigra (black poplar), 1543 nucleotides. Its product is annotated as probable protein phosphatase 2C 9. Gene Ontology annotation, biological process: protein dephosphorylation. The record is from RefSeq and is a predicted model, not a curated record. Gene Ontology annotation, molecular function: protein serine/threonine phosphatase activity. The coding region runs from base 332 to 1183 and encodes 283 amino acids. Lineage: Eukaryota; Viridiplantae; Streptophyta; Magnoliopsida; Malpighiales; Salicaceae. Gene Ontology annotation, cellular component: nucleus; cytosol. The transcript is spliced from 7 exons.